This is a messenger RNA of Scophthalmus maximus (turbot), 2017 nucleotides long. It is a transcript of the gene acat2, whose product is annotated as acetyl-CoA acetyltransferase 2. Bases 135 to 1322 code for a protein of 395 amino acids. The record is from RefSeq and is a predicted model, not a curated record. The transcript is spliced from 9 exons. Gene Ontology annotation, molecular function: acetyl-CoA C-acetyltransferase activity. Gene Ontology annotation, biological process: fatty acid beta-oxidation. NCBI's taxonomy places the organism in Eukaryota, Metazoa, Chordata, Actinopteri, Pleuronectiformes, Scophthalmidae.
GCAGAGCUGACAGACAGGCUACAGUGUCAACAGAGCGCAGUGCCGUGUGGAUCUAUGACCGAAUUGCAGCAGCAGCAGCAGCAGCAGCAGCUUGUAGUAAACGACUUAAAAACUCCAACCAGCCGCCCGUCAACAUGAACACCGAGCCUGUCGUCAUCGUCUCUGCCGCGCGGACACCGAUAGGGUCUUUGAGCGGCGCCCUGUCCACGGUGCCUGUGCAUGACCUGUGUUCAGUCGUGAUCAAGGAUGUGCUGACGCGGGCUGGGGUGAGGCCAGAGGAGGUCUCUGAGGUUAUCAUGGGACACGUCCUGACAGCAGGUCAGGGGCAGAACCCUGCACGUCAGGCCAGCGUCGCGGCGGGUAUCCCCUACUCUGUCCCGGCCUGGAGCUGCCAGAUGGUGUGUGGCUCUGGGCUGAAGUCUGUAUGUCUGGGAGCUCAGUCCAUCCAGGUGGGAGACUCCACCGUGGUGGUAGCAGGGGGCAUGGAGAGCAUGAGCAGGGCUCCUCACACAGUGCACAUGAGAGCAGGCGUGAGGAUGGGCGACGCCUCCCUGCAGGACUCUGUGGUGGCUGACGGGCUGACCGACGCCUUCCAUGGCUACCACAUGGGUAUCACAGCGGAGAAUGUGGCAAAGCAGUGGGCUGUCAGUCGAGAGGAGCAGGACGGAUUCGCUGUCCAGUCCCAGAACAAAACGGAGGCGGCGCAGAAAGCGGGACAUUUUGAUCAGGAGAUCGUCCCCGUCAUGGUGCCAUCCAGAAAAGGCCCAGUGGAGGUGAAGGUGGAUGAGUUUCCUCGCCAUGGCAGCAACGCGGACAGCAUGUCCAAACUCAGACCCUGCUUCGUCAAGGACAGCAGCGGCACUGUCACCGCUGGAAACGCCUCAGGUAUAAAUGACGGAGCAGCGGCAACUGUCCUGAUGAGCCAGUCAGAGGCCGAGCGGCGUGGCAUCAAACCGAUGGCCAGAAUUGUAUCGUGGGCUCAAGCCGGUCUCGACCCGUCCAUCAUGGGAACUGGACCCGUACCGGCCAUCAGGAAAGCGGUUGAGAAAGCAGGGUGGAAGCUGGACCAGGUGGACUUAUUUGAGAUCAAUGAAGCGUUUGCUGCCCAGUCCGUUGCUGUGGUCAAAGAGCUCGGCCUGAAUGUAGACAAGGUGAACGUAAACGGCGGCGCCAUCUCUCUGGGCCAUCCCAUCGGCAUGUCUGGCUGCAGAGUGCUGGUGACGCUGCUGCACGCGCUCCAGAGGACCGGAGGGCGUCGAGGCGUGACGUCCCUCUGCAUCGGAGGAGGGAUGGGCAUCGCCAUGUGCGUGGAGAGGGUUUGAGAAUAAUAUCUAAUGCUGCUGUAUGGAUUGCACUCAUCCUUUUUUAAUUAUUCUAGAUAAGGGACACUGACACUCAUUGUUUACACUGCAAGAUACGAUAUUUAAUGGUUAAAGGUUUACCAGGGUUCUUCCAGUCAUUCUACCCGUGUACAUGUAGUGGUUGCUGGAUGUGAGAUAACAGCUCGCCCUUGUCACUGAAGAAUUCCGACUCAGGUUCUAGCUGUGAAUCAUUUGACUCACUGUUGGGGGACCUAAGUCUAAAUGAUGUAAAUGUUGUCUAUGACCCUUUAAGCAAAUAGUAAAUUAUACAACUUGGUGUUAGAUGUGCUACAUAGGCACCUUACUGCAGCCAGGAGUCAACACACGAUAGUGACACUAACUAAAACGCAAAGCUUUAGAUAGUUUAGAAGACACGCUAUUUUCCCUGUAAAGCUACAUUUUUAACUUGUGAUGUAAUUUACUGAUAAUUAUAAGCCAUCGAUAGAUUUGCCUGUCCUAUCAACAUUCCAAUAUCUUCAACCGUCUUUCUCUGAUCAGUUGUGCAGACAGCAGCCUUGAACCUCAGAAAAGUGCCAUAAGGUUAUGUAUGCCAGCCUUCUCUGACCUAGUGCUUCCUGUACAUCGCCAGAUGUUUGUGAAAAUGUUUUCUGUAAUCUGGUUGCGACACACAUCAAUAAAAGAAUUUAAGUCAAAAA